Centruroides sculpturatus (bark scorpion) is the source of this 513-nucleotide messenger RNA. RefSeq names its product twinkle protein, mitochondrial-like. Gene Ontology annotation, cellular component: mitochondrion. Gene Ontology annotation, biological process: mitochondrial DNA replication. NCBI's taxonomy places the organism in Eukaryota, Metazoa, Arthropoda, Arachnida, Scorpiones, Buthidae. Gene Ontology annotation, molecular function: single-stranded DNA binding; 5'-3' DNA helicase activity. The record is from RefSeq and is a predicted model, not a curated record. The transcript has 4 exons. The annotation marks the transcript as partial.
AUGUGUGGCACGCAACCUGUCGNAAAAUCAAAUAAUCUGGAGAAAAUAAAGAAAUCGCAAUUAGAAGAGGAUUGCAUUUCAUUAUCAGAUAAAGAACAUAAAGAAAUUAAUGAAGUGUUACAGUCAACAAAAAAUAUUUCGGAUUUACCUGAUAAAGAAAUAAUGACUAUAUUAAGGCAUUUUGAUUGUAAAGGUUUGAAAACUGAAACUAUAAAAAGUUUCAAUUUAAAAGUCAAUGCAGAUUAUUCAAGACUUUUCUUUCCAAUGAAUGGAAUUGAUGGUGAAAUUACAGCAGUGAAAAUUCUUUCAAGGAUAAAUCAUCAAUUUUUUCAAGAUUUAAUUAUUCCAAAGUACAACAAAAGAAAAGUUGUCGCUUUAUUUGGUUGGCCUAAAAUUUCAAAAAAUCAAGAAAUUGUUUUAACUUCAACCCCAUUAGAUGCUAUUGCUAUCAGCCAAGAAACAAAUAUUCCAGCUAUUUCAUUUCCAAUAGGAUUAUCAUCACUAUCUAAUGAA